Messenger RNA from Cladophialophora bantiana CBS 173.52, 870 nucleotides. RefSeq lists its product as uncharacterized. Gene Ontology annotation, molecular function: oxidoreductase activity, acting on paired donors, with incorporation or reduction of molecular oxygen; iron ion binding; monooxygenase activity. The record is from RefSeq and is a predicted model, not a curated record. NCBI's taxonomy places the organism in Eukaryota, Fungi, Ascomycota, Eurotiomycetes, Chaetothyriales, Herpotrichiellaceae. The transcript is spliced from 2 exons. Bases 1 to 870 code for a protein of 289 amino acids.
AUGAUGGUGUUUCCCGACGUCCAAAAACGAGCACAGCAAGAACUAGACAAAGUUGUCGGGUCUGGCCGACUGCCAACGAUGGACGACGGGGCUGAUCUGCUCUACGUCCACGCCUGUGCCAAGGAGAGUUUGCGAUGGAUGCCUACUACGGUCUAUGGAGCGCCCCAUGCAACCACAGUAGACGACGAAUACAUAGGUUACAGAAUUCCAGCCGCGGCAUCCGUUAUUCCUAACGUCUGGUACAUUACCCAGGAUCCCAAACGUACUCCUCGCCCGCGAGUUUUCAACCCAACGCGCCACAUGAACGAUCUACAGAGUGAGUUCCAAUCUGCCAAUAGGUCCCAUGUGAGCGGAAGGCAUUAUUUCGUUUUUGGUGUUGGGCGUCGGCUAUGCCAGUGGGCGCAUAUCGCGGACCGCUCCCUCUUCCUUGGUGUGUCGCGCAUGUUGGGGGGGUUUGAUUUCUCAAGACCUCUGGCUGAAAAAGACGAACCCAUCACCUCGGAUAUUAACGACUUGAGAGGAGGUGCAGCCAUCGCGCCAACCCCAUUCAAGGUGAUUAUCAAGCUCCGGAGCAAAGAGAGGGCAGACCUGAUUCGCGGAGUGUGGGCGGACACCGAGGCCAACACUGGAUCCAGAAACCAAAGAGUGGAAGCACGUACCGGACGGGAUGGUGUUUGGCACGUAUAUAACCCGACGUGUCGACGUGUGAGCAUCAAUGAGACGAGGUGUGAGCGGCACAUCCAAAUAGUUGGGCGGGUUGCUGCGAGUAAAUUGGGUACACAGUUAGGGCAAGCAGACAGGCUAGAGGAGCUUGUAAAACUCCGAGUUGCGUCGUCCAAGACACACAAGAGGGCCAAUACGGCGCGAUGA